UAAAAGUUUCCAACUGACAAGGCAGUUUCUAGUGCUUGUUUGAUUUCGACAGUGUUUACUCUGAGAAGUCUAAAUCACACAAGGUAUACACUUUAAACUCAAGCUUUUACCUUGCACAUACUGGGCAACACACACUGCAGAAACUCUGUUCCCAAUUCAGGAGACACUGCUUCACAAGGCAGAUACAAUGUUGCUCUUAUCCUUCUCUGUUGUGGUCUUUUGCAUUCCCUCACUUACAUACUGUGGAGUCAAGGAUCUGAAUCAUCAUUUUGCACCACCAACAAAAGAUGCAUCAGAACAAGUAGGCCCACAGAGUAAACCUGCUGCUGGAUUUCACAACCUAGAAGAAAUUCCACCUGACUUUCACAAGGAGAACACAGUCACCAAUGUGCUAAUGGGUGACGAUUUUGAGGAUGAAGACUACAUUGAUUUUGACAAGAUUCUAGAAGAGGAUGAGGACUAUAUUAACCAAGUGGAUGAAAUUGAUAAUCCAGUUUCUAAAGGAGACACCAUUAUAGAGCCCACAGAUCCUCAAGUUAGAAGAGCAAAACUUCACAAAUUAUUCCAAGGCAAAUCCAGAAUUCAGCGUCUCAACAUAGUUAAUGCCGACUUUGGAUUCAGCCUCUACAGAAGCCUGAGAAACAAAAUCAAUCAGGAUGAUAACAUACUCUUAGCACCAGUUGGCAUUUCAGCUGCCAUGGGUAUGAUAGACCUGGGCAGCAGAGGAUCAACUCACCAGCAGAUAUUUCAUGUGCUUGGAUUUGAAGAUUUUGUCAAUGCAAGUUCCAAAUAUGACAAAACCACUGUUCACAACUUGUUUCGCAAGUUAACACACCGACUUUUCCGUCGCAAUUUUGGAUACACUCUGCGAUCUGUGAAUGACAUGUAUGUGGAGAAAAACCAGACAAUAGAGGAAACUUUCAUGAAUAACAUUAAAAAUUACUAUUUUGCUGAGGCUCAAUCAGUGGACUUCAAAGACCCUGCCUUCCUUGUCAACACAAAUCAACGAAUUUUAAAACGAACAAAAGGUUUGAUCAAGGAAGCUCUGAAAAAGGUUGCCCCAAAUACAGUGCUUAUGCUCCUGAACUGUCUUUAUUUUAAAGGCUCCUGGGAAAACAAGUUCCCACUAGAGAUGACCCAUGUUCGUUCUUUUCGGCUGAAUGAGAAGGAAACAGUGAAGGUUCCAGUGAUGCAAACCAAAGGAAACUUUCUAGCUGCUGCAGACCAUGAGCUUGAGUGUGAUAUUUUACAGUUGCCCUAUGUAGGAAACAUCAGCAUGUUUAUUGUGAUUCCCAGGAAGCUUUCAGGGAUGAGGAACUUAGAAAAGCACCUAUCCUCAGAAUCAAUCAGCAAGUGGAUAAGGGGUAUGACAAACAGGACCAGAGAAGUUGUUUUUCCUAAAUUUAAACUUGAAAAAAGUUAUGACUUGGUGAGUUACAUGAAGGAUCUGAACCUGACUGAUCUAUUUAAUGAGAAGGCAGACCUUUCUGGAAUAACAGCCCAAAGAAUUCUUAUUGACAUGUUCAAGCAUCAGGGCACCAUUACGGUGAAUGAAGAGGGAACCGAGGCAUCAGCAGUAACCACUGUGGGAUUCAUGCCUUUGUCCACUCAGGUGCGCUUCAUUGUGGACAGACCAUUCCUAUUUUUCAUUUAUGAGCACCGCACUGAAUGCUUACUUUUUAUGGGCAGAGUAACUAAUCCAGCAAAGAACUAGUCUUUACUGAAAUUAAAUGUAGCCACAAUGAGCUGAAGAUCAUCUGCUACAGUGAAAAUGUGGGAGAAAGCGUGCUUUUGUUGUAAAGUAUUAUGUAACAACAAAAAAUAACAUGUAUGGGAAUUAAAAAACUUAAAAAACAAAAACUAAAA
This is a messenger RNA of Erpetoichthys calabaricus (reedfish), 1866 nucleotides long. It is a transcript of the gene serpind1, whose product is annotated as serpin peptidase inhibitor, clade D (heparin cofactor), member 1. NCBI's taxonomy places the organism in Eukaryota, Metazoa, Chordata, Cladistia, Polypteriformes, Polypteridae. Gene Ontology annotation, molecular function: serine-type endopeptidase inhibitor activity. The record is from RefSeq and is a predicted model, not a curated record. The transcript is spliced from 5 exons. Gene Ontology annotation, biological process: blood coagulation; negative regulation of endopeptidase activity. The coding region runs from base 188 to 1714 and encodes 508 amino acids.